Messenger RNA from Paraglomus occultum, 413 nucleotides. The record is from the annotation of a GenBank genome assembly. Lineage: Eukaryota; Fungi; Glomeromycota; Glomeromycetes; Paraglomerales; Paraglomeraceae.
AUGCCUGAGCCUGAUUUCCCGCCUGGUCUAAGUGCCAAAACUUUCUUUGAAGAGACGUCCAAUUACGUAAAAGAGAUGUUCCCAAGGAUUAUGUUAGUAGAUCUGAGUUAUGGAGUGAGAUGGAGGGGGAUGAAAAAUGGGGGCCGACGUAGAGUCAAUAAUUGGAAGAAAAGUCGCAAGUGGAGUAUUGUCGUAAGUAUGUUUGGAACAACCGGACAGCAAGUGACGACGAAUCUCGCGCUGCAUCAUGUCAUGAAGAAGCAAUUCAAUUCCACGAGCGCCGGUUCUGAACUUCCGGUUCGUUGUCCUACGAAUGUCUUUGACGAAUAUCUUAUUCCCAAGAGGAACCGUAACGAGCAUGCUGUCGCUACUAUCAAAGGCCAUAUCGUUUCUAUGAAGAACGGUGGAAAGCU